Molecule: messenger RNA, 2394 nt
Organism: Mesorhabditis spiculigera
Lineage: Eukaryota; Metazoa; Nematoda; Chromadorea; Rhabditida; Rhabditidae
Source: the annotation of a GenBank genome assembly
AUGGAAGAGGACCCCUACGGCGGCUUCGACGAGUACGACCACGCCUACGACACGGCCGCACUCACCGAGGACCGAUCGUUUCAGCAGGCCGUCGCCAGGUCGAGUCAUGGCAGGAGACCGACCACCACCACCAACCCGCGACCACCGUCGUCAUUCGGAACCGGCAGCAUCAUCCCGUCUUCGUAUGGUGGUCGGUCGCGAGCCGGCGGCCGCACCGCGGCCGCGACGCGCAACGAACCAGCGCGGCCGAUGACGGCCGUGAGGGCUGCUGGUUAUACGUCGUUUGCUAAUAAAGUCCAAUCCGCCGAAGCCGUCAAAGCUAUGGACCAGAAGGACGAGAGCGCCGAAGAAAAAUGCCGACAAAUGGAAAACAAGGUAAUGGACCUCCUCAAGGACAGCAUCCUGGCCUACGACAAAAAAGGACUACAAGGGGCGAAAGAAGCCGGGAGAAAGGAGAGGGCGGCCGUGAGAAUGCGGGAGAGCCUCUCGUUGGUGGAGCAGCUGAAUUUGGACCUGACUUUUACUGUACUUUUCAAUUUGGCGCAUCAGUACAUGGCCAACGACAUGACCAACGAGGCGCUGAACACCUACCAAGUGAUCGUCAAGAACAAGAUGUUCGCCCAUUCCGGGAAACUGAAGGUCAACAUCGGGAACAUCUACUUCAAAAAGAAGGACUACGAGAAGGCCAUAAAAUACUACCGGAUGGCGCUCGAUCAGGUGCCAAGUGUGCAGAAGGAAACUAGGAUCAAAAUCCUCAACAACAUUGGUGUCUCGUUUAUCAAGCUUGGAAAGUACGAUGAAGCCGCUGGGACGUUUGAGCACUGCGUUGAAGAAAGAGCUGAAUAUUCGACCGCGUUGAAUCUGGUCCUAACCGCCUAUUGCCUGGAAGACGUCGACCGAAUGCGAGACGCCUUCCAACGACUGCUCGACGUUCCUCUGGACAUGGACGACGAGCCGAAACCGGGGGAUAAAGAUGACGUCCUGAUGUCGCAAGUCCUCAACGGGGACGGUCUACGCCAGUGGGAACGGCAGCGACGUCAGCAAGCCGAGCGGGCCAUCAUCACCGCGGCCAGGGUCAUCUCCCCGGCGAUAGCUAGCGACUACGCGGAAGGCUACGAAUGGUGCGUCGAGACGAUCAAGCAAUCGGUGUACGCACCAUUGGCAACGGAAUUAGAGAUGAGCAAGGCAGCAGAACUAGUCCGUCGUGGCGACCUAGAAGCCGCAGCAGAAGUGCUCAACGUCUUUCAGAACAAAGAGCCCAAGAUUGCCGCCGCAGCUGCCAACAAUUUGGCCGUUUUGCAGCUAUUGCAAGGCGAAAAGCUGCUAAAAGAAGCGGAAAUCUCCACCGAGCAAUCCCUUGCCCUCGACCACUACAACCCAGCCGCUCUCGUCAACCAGGGCAACAUUCACUACCAGCGGCAAGAGCUCCACAAGGCAAUGCAGUCCUACAAAGAAGCGCUGGCCAAUGACUCGACUUGCGUUCAGGCCCUCUACAACCUCGGCCUGGUGCAACGGCAACUCGGCCAAAUGGAGCAAGCCCUGGAGUGUUUCUUCAAGCUCCACCGGAUGCUCAUCAACAAUGUCCAAGUACUAUGUCAAUUGGCUGCAAUCUACGAAUCGCUUGAAGACACUGCGCAAGCAAUCGAACUGUAUUCACAGGCGAACUCCUUGGCGCCGACGGACCCGGCGAUCCUGCAGCGGCUGGCUCAGAUUUACGAUGCCGAAGGCGAUAAAGCACAGGCUUUUCAGUGCAAUUAUGAUUCCUAUCGCUUCUUCCCUUCCAAUAUGAAGGUCAUCGAAUGGAUGGGCGCGUACUACAUCGACGCCCAAUUCAGCGAAAAAGCUGUCAACUACUUCGAGAAGGCGGCGAUUAUGCAACCCAACGAAAUCAAAUGGCAACUCAUGAUGGCGUCUUCACACCGCCGAGCCGGAAACUAUCAACGAGCCCUGGAGCUCUACCGGAAUAUACACCGGAAAUUCCCUGCCAACAUUGAAUGCCUAAAAUUCCUGGUACGAAUCACUACUGAUCUCGGGAUGCCGGAAGCGAAGGAAUACGUCGACAAGCUGGAAAAGGCUGAAAAGGUCCGCCAACUCCGGAUGCAACGCGACGCCGACUCAAGCCAAGGGAAGCGAUCCGCCCACUCGGCUCAUAGUCUCCCAGUACCGUCAGCGGAUCGUCCGACCUCGCGCUCCUCGCUUCGGAUGAACAGCGCGCAGCCGUUUGUUUUUGAUGACUCGGGCCAAGAAUAUCGGCCUGCUUCUAAGGAUCCAAGAGAGCUCGACUUCUCCUACAGCGACCCGCUUGGUCCCGCCGCGGCACGGCCAAAAACUGGCGCCAGACGCACCGCCAAGGAGGACAGCUUCGACGAGUUUGACGACUCACUUUUGCCGCAA